AUGAUGGAAAAGGUGGUCGCGCCGUUGUCCCAUUAUAAGAAAAUCCUCAAGGAUUUUCCUCGCAAUAUGAUGUUCUGCUUUGCCUACGGAUCCGGUGCGUUCAAGCAGAAGAAUGACCCUGCUAGGAACAUGCUGGACCUCGUGUUUGUCGUACGCAACUCGAAUCGAUGGCACGCGGAAAAUAUGAAGCGAAACAGCCACCAUUACGCUCAGCCCCUGAGGCUAAUGGGCCACAAAGCUGUGGCAAAUUUCCAGGAGACUUGGGGUGCCAAAAUUUAUUACAACACUCUGAUAACUUCGAGUGAAGGACGCCUCAUCAAGUACGGAGUAAUCUCUGAAAUCUCCUUGGUGGAGGAUCUUCUUGACUGGGACUCGCUCUACUUAGCAGGGAGGCUCCACAAGCCGGUACAAAUCUUGGUGGAGCCUGAUGAAAACUCACAAAUUGGUGCAGCCCUCGUGCGUAAUCUUCACUCCGCUGUUCACGCCGCUCUUCUUCUAUUGCCAGAGCAUUUUACUGAGAGCGACUUGUACAGAGAAAUUGCCGGACUCUCCUACAGAGGCGAUUUCCGCAUGAGCUUCGGCGAGGACAAGAAUAAAAUAAUCAACAUCGUAGCUCCUCAAAUAGCCAACUUUCGGGAACUUUACGCACCGAUCCUCAAGCAGUUUGAUAAAUACAUUGAAAUUCCAAAGAGCGAACUGGCUGCGGUCGAUUGCCAUCAAGACACGAGUCCUGCCGCAAGGAUUCACCAUUUAAAUCAUUUGCCCCGGAAACCCCAAGUCAAGUUGGUUCGAGCUUGGUCCCAAGGCCCCCGGUCAAAGGACACGGAGGAUUGUUUGAGGGCCAUCGCACACGAUCCCGAUUGCAGCGAACUUCUGGAUGAAUCGCUUAGAGAAAUUGUCUGGAAAUCCAGCGUGUCGCAGAGUCUUAAAGGAAUUCUCACCGCCGGCUUCCUCAAAUCCGUUCGUUACAGCGGUGCCAAAAUUAGCAAAAUGCUAGCGUCGCAGCCGGGAGAGCAAAAUGUUUUGAGGCUUGCGCACCAAUCGGGCGAUGAUAAAAUAAAACCUAUUUAUGAGAACAUUGUGAAGAAAGAAAAUGUUGAAAAAGAAAUACCAAAAUGA
Molecule: messenger RNA, 1119 nt
Organism: Venturia canescens
Lineage: Eukaryota; Metazoa; Arthropoda; Insecta; Hymenoptera; Ichneumonidae
Product: phosphatidate cytidylyltransferase, mitochondrial
Exons: 1
Coding region: 1-1119 (372 amino acids)
Biological process (GO): CDP-diacylglycerol biosynthetic process; cardiolipin biosynthetic process
Cellular component (GO): mitochondrion
Molecular function (GO): phosphatidate cytidylyltransferase activity
Source: RefSeq, a predicted model, not a curated record